Osmerus eperlanus (European smelt) is the source of this 2270-nucleotide messenger RNA. RefSeq names its product X-ray radiation resistance associated 1 (gene xrra1). The transcript has 17 exons. The coding region runs from base 130 to 2256 and encodes 708 amino acids. Gene Ontology annotation, molecular function: protein binding. Gene Ontology annotation, cellular component: nucleus. NCBI's taxonomy places the organism in Eukaryota, Metazoa, Chordata, Actinopteri, Osmeriformes, Osmeridae. The record is from RefSeq and is a predicted model, not a curated record.
GAUACAGUGGCCGUUUCAUCAAGCUCACAUUAUGGAAACAUUUGUUUCUCAACUUAUAGGUUUACAACAUUAGAAACUUUUCUCUAACGGAAUCAUCGGCGUGGUUAUUCAUCUAGAGAAGCAACGUAAAUGAUGGCUUCAUCUGAACAAUACAAAUUAGAUAAUGGGGAGAGCUAUCAUUCAAAUUGUUUCCCCAUCCGAUCAUUCUUUCAUCAAAGAAGAGAAGGAGUUGGCCAAUGGCUUGUGGCGCACAAAAAUUCAAUGGAACACAAAUACAGGAGAGAUCAGAUGAAAACGGAAGGACUGAAGUUCUCAAACUCUGAUGUAUCUGAGGGCAAACAAGUUAAAUAUAUCCCUGGCAACACACUGGAUGGCAAUUUACUGAUGAAGUUGCAUUGCGUGGACCAGCCAUCUGACCUGUGCUCGGUGGACAUCAGUGAACAGAGACUGAAUUCUGUCAAGACUGAAGAUUUAGUGGAUUUUGACAAUGUUGCAUAUGUCAACGCAUCUGACAACUCUCUUCCAAUAGAGCCAUUCAGCAAAUUCUCCUCCUUAAGGGAGCUUGAGCUGUCCUUGAAUAGUCUCUGCAACAUAACAUUCAAUCCUGAUGGCUUCCCUCACUUGGAGGUUCUGGAUUUGUCCUACAACAACCUGUCUGUUGAUGACAUCAUGUCCAUUGGCUUACUUCCCUGUCUGAAAGCCCUUCAUCUAACUCACAAUCAACUCCAGGCUCUUCCUCCCAACCUGGCUGCCCCACACAAAGGCCCCUCACAGCAGUCUGUGGAGGAUGCUGGGACACGGUUCAGAGCUCUUGAGCUGCUAUCGCUAGAUGACAAUAAACUCUCCUCUGGAGUCUUCAGCAGCGUUGCCAACUUGAAAAGACUACAGUAUUUAAACCUGCAAAGAAACUAUAUCUCCGACAUACCAUACAUGCAACAGACAGGGCAUCUGCAGCACUGGCCAACUGAGAACAAGCAGCCUAGUGAAGACCUUGUGAAUUACCUUGACUCCCCUGAAGUAAUGAGAGAAGCUUCUAACUGGAUGCAUGAUGAUUCAAAACACAGUUGUAAGGAAAUGAAGAAUGACUCAGGGGAGUCCAGAGUCGUCCCGCACAAUUCCCAGAGUCACAUUUCCCUUGACACUGUGAAAAGAGAGGAAUCGUCUGGAGCAUUCACCUUGCCACUGCCAGAGCUUCGCUUCCUCAACCUAGCCAACAAUAAGAUAUUUGAGGAAGAAGGGCUGUUGGCCGUCGCUCUGUUUCCUAUGCUGAACGAGCUUGUGAUUCACUCCAAUCCACUCACCAUGGAGAGAAGUGGUGACCCUCCUGUGCUGACCUACUUCCUCCAGGAGAGGCUGGGUAUCAAAAUAGUCCGGAAGAAGACACCUGAAGUUGUGAAACCUCCUUUGAUGAUAUCAGCUGACUCUAAACGAAAGGUCAAAACAAAAAUCCGGAAGGUACCAAAGGCGUCUAUACUGAUGACAACUCCUACUCUAUUUGAUAACCCUGUACUAGAAAAGGGGCAGGAACAUGAUGAACUCUGUUUGAGUCCUGGCUCCCUGGAGAGAAAGUCCACACCGAGCUCUGGCACACAAACCAAGUUAGAGGAGAAUAAAGAGGGGUCAGUUACUAGAUGCUCUGAUGUUAUGGAUGCUGAAGUGGAAUCAGCUAAUGAUCCAUUCCGAGAUAGAGACUCAUUCUUUGUUACCCAGGUAACCAAUUUACCUGAUUCAAACAAACCUCUACUGGACAUGACAGAGGAUUGCAAAGAGAUUGAGAAAAAAGAUUGCAUUGGCAUUCCAGAGAAAUUGAAAGGCUAUGAAUUAUUGUGGGAUGCAAAACCAGAUCCUGAUAUGGUGGAGCCUGUUGGAAUUCAAUUUGCUGUCAGGAUGUUAGAACACACACUCAAGAAUCUCCUUGUCUACAGAGAUUCCCAACCUAAACUUGACAGCUUUCAAACACCAUUCACAGAAAAAGAGAAAAAGAUUGGAAAACUACCACCGCCGAGACCAAGAAAGCUCAAAGGGGAAAGAUUUCAGGAGAUGCUCCUAGAAAUGAAAGAUAGGAAAACAAUCACUAAAGUCCACUUAAACAGUGUUUUAGAAGAAAAAGAUGUCUACAAGGAGGAGUAUGAAGAGGCUUUGACAUUACUAAGGGACAUGAAGAAAAAAUACAAGAUGGUUCAUGUGAAAACAGUAGAACAAGCGACACACAUUGAGUCUGAGACAAACAACCAGAUGUCUCACAUUGACAACUGAAAUAAAAAAUAACA